AUGGAUCAUAAAAAUACACCCAAUCCGAAAUCACCACAAGGUUUCUUUGAACGACCAAUCAUAUUAUCACCUCCACCGUUGGAACAUGUAAUGCCAUUUGGUGUCCCAUCUCAAGAUAUGGCAGCAGCAGCAGCCAACACUGCUACCAAUCCAACAACCACUACUAGUAACAAUAGUACUGCGCCAUCAUCUGGUGUAUCCACAGGCAAUACUUCACAAAGACAACAAAGUAUUGGAUAUAAUUUACAACAUGAAUUUGAAACAUUAAAUGCUGAUUUAGAUUUAGAUUUAAAGAAUAAUCAACAAUUAAGAUUUAUUGCUUCCCAUAGCGUUCCUUCAAUCGAACAACAAAUUCAUGCUGCGUCUAACAAUAACAAUAGUCUACCAGCAUUGACAGGAACUCAUAAACAGCAUCAACAACCACAUCCAACAAAGCCUGGUUUAUUAGCUCCGGCAGCUUCUAAGUAUGGAAUGGGUUCUGAAUUAUUAGGCACAUCUUCUUCUGGUGCCACUAUUCCAAUUCUUAGAGAAUCGGCAUUAUCUCCAAUUCAACCAGGAAAUGCGUCUGGUGGUCUUGCAUCGUUAUUGAAUAAUGGUUCAAGUACUACCACAGAAAAUAAUACUAGCAGUGGCGGGUUUUUACCACCUCCAUUAGCAUCGAUUCCAAACCGUCCUCAAUCAGUUAAUGAUUUUAGUAAUAUUUUCAGUCGCAAUGAUCAGCAACAUCAUUUAGCACAAUCAUUCCAACAACAACAAUAUAAUCAACCUGGUUCUCAUUUACAUCCCCAACAACACACACAGCAACCAACUACUCAAUCUAAUUUCUUCCUGGAUUUAUUAGUAUUUAGCAACUGGAUUGAAAAUUUAAAUCCUCAAGAUACGAUUACUAUGAUUGAAUAUUUAUGUAAUAGUUUACCGGUAGAUAUUUUAUUGACAUUUAAAUCAAAGUUGGAUAAUCAUUUACAAGCAUCAAAACAGCAGCAACAGGCGCAGCCACAACAGGGUGGAUAUAAUGUUAUCCUGGGAUAUAAUAAUGCCUAUUCACAAGAUAUAUAUCAGGAAAUGGAACAACUCAAUCUUCAAGAUAAAGUGCAACAACAACAAACUCAGCAAUUACAUCAACCCAAACCAAGAAGCAAACCGAUUGGAUUUAGACAAAGUGGACAAUAUCUUAAUUUAAUGGAAAAGAUAUCCCGUCCAAGAUCUGCCGAACCAUCGCUUAAUAACAGAUAUGGUGGAUUACUCCCCCAACAACAACAACAACAACAACAAUUCCAACAGCAACAACUUGAUAGGGCAAAAUCGCCUACUUCUCAUUUAUUCGAAAAGACAAAUUUCCUACAAUUGGCAGCCACUUCAAAUCAACCACAACACCUCCAACAACAUCUCCAACCCCAACAAUCCCAACAACAAUCCCAGCAACAACAAUAUGGAGGAAAUCAAUCAUCGACCCAACAGACCCUCUCCCCAUCCGGGAAGGGUACAACAGGGGAUGACCCGUCAUUAGACUUAUCCAGCCAUUUAAAACUCGGAGCAUUAGCCACGAUAAAUUCCCGAGUCGCAUUGGAUUCAAAUCGAAAACAUCAUCCAGGUGGAAGCAGUGGGGCAUGGAAUACCAAUGCUCCACCUGCAUCCCAAAAGCAGCAGGUACAGAAUAGGUUGAAUUAUGAGGAAUCGAUUAAUCGGGGCUUGAAUUCUUCUAGCGUGCCUGCGAAUAUCCAUCGGUUGAAUAUGACUGGGAAUAAUAGCAAUAAUAUGAAGGCUGCUCAGGGGAUGAAGAAGAAGACCAGCGGGGGGCAAUUAUCACCCCCGGCUGCGAAUAGUGGUGGUGGUAGUGGUGGUGGUGCUGGUGGGACUACUAGUUCAUCUAUGCCGGCAGAAGUCACCAAUAUUGAGUUAUUAAACAAUGUACCUGCCUGGUUGAAGUUAUUGAGAUUGCAUAAAUAUACUGAAUGUCUUAAGGAUAUCCCCUGGCGAGAAUUGAUUGAGUUGGAUAAUGAUGAAUUAGAGGAAAGGGGGGUGGCUGCAUUAGGUGCGAGGAGAAAGUUGUUGAAGGCGUUUGAUGUUGUGAAGAGUAGUUUGGAAGAUAAGAAGAAGAAUGAAAAUGAAGCUAUUUGA
Molecule: messenger RNA, 2118 nt
Organism: Hemisphaericaspora subhashii
Lineage: Eukaryota; Fungi; Ascomycota; Pichiomycetes; Serinales; Debaryomycetaceae
Exons: 1
Coding region: 1-2118 (705 amino acids)
Biological process (GO): regulation of mRNA stability; nuclear-transcribed mRNA poly(A) tail shortening
Cellular component (GO): P-body
Molecular function (GO): translation repressor activity; mRNA binding; protein binding
Source: RefSeq, a predicted model, not a curated record